AUGAGCCAACUGGGCACCGUCUACGCCACAAAGCGAAGGCGACGCAAUGGCAAAAGCCUGAAGCCGCCGCCCAAGGAUGGCGUCACUAAGAGCAAUCCAUCAAAACGGCAUCGGGAGCGGUUGAAUGCCGAACUGGAUCUACUUGCCUCGCUGCUGCCCUUCGAGCAGAAUAUACUAAGCAAACUGGAUCGACUGAGCAUACUAAGGCUGUCCGUUAGUUAUUUAAGAACCAAAAGUUAUUUUCAAGUUGUUAUGCAUAAGGAUAAGGAGGAGAAUGGUGUCCUGCCGCACAUACACGCUCACGAUGGCUACAGAACCCGUGAGCUGGGCGCCUUUGAACAUGGUCUGCUGGAUGGUGAUAUGUUCCUGCAGGCUCUAAAUGGAUUUCUAAUGAUACUGACAUGCGAAGGCGAGGUCUUCUUUGCCACGCACAGCAUCGAGAGCUAUUUGGGUUUUCAUCAGUCGGAUAUUGUGCAUCAGUCGGUUUAUGAACUGGUCCACUCGGAGGAUCGGGAGGAACUGCAGCGUCAGCUGUUGUGGAAUAGCUUUCUGCCCGCGGACAUGUCCAGCAUGCAGCUCUCGGAGACUCUGGCGCCCGAUAAGGCGCUCUACUUGGAGCGCAGCUUUACAGUCCGCUUCCGUUGUCUGCUGGACAAUACAUCGGGAUUCCUGCGCCUGGACAUACGCGGACGCAUCAAGAUACUCCAUGGCCAGAAUAGAAAGACGGAGGAGCCGCCGCUCGCUUUGUUCGCCUACUGCACACCCUUUGGUCCGCCCAGCUUAUUGGAAAUACCGCACAAGGAGAACAUGUUCAAGUCCAAGCACAAGCUGGACUUCUCCCUCGUCUCGAUGGAUCAGCGGGGCAAACACAUUCUGGGCUAUGCCGACGCCGAGCUGGUCAACAUGGGUGGCUACGAUCUUGUCCACUAUGACGACCUGGCCUACGUGGCGAGUGCACAUCAGGAACUGUUGAAGACGGGCGCUUCGGGCAUGAUCGCCUAUCGCUACCAGAAGAAGGAUGGAGAAUGGCAAUGGCUGCAGACGAGCUCGCGUUUGGUUUAUAAGAACUCCAAGCCGGACUUUGUCAUCUGUACGCAUCGCCAGCUGAUGGACGAGGAGGGUCACGAUCUGCUGGGCAAGCGCACGAUGGACUUUAAGGUCAGUUACCUGGACACCGGCCUGGCAUCCACGUAUUUCUCUGAAGCGGAUCAGCUGGUGGUGCCACCGUCUAGUGCCAGUGCCUCGCCCACAGCCCAUGCGUUGCCGCCUCCGGUGACGCCGACGCGACCCAAUCGAAGGUACAAGACGCAGCUGCGCGACUUUCUUUCCACAUGCCGCAGCAAACGCAAGUUGCAACAGCAGCAGCAGCAACAGCAACAUCUGCAGGCACAGCAAUCCUCGCCACUGGGUCAAGUGGGCUCACCUGCUCCGGCUGUCGUUGAGUAUCUUCCGGAUCCCGCCGCAGCUGUGGCGGCUGCCUACUCCAAUCUGAAUCCCAUGUACACGACAUCGCCGUAUGCAACUGCAGCGGAUAAUCUAUACAUGGGCAGCUCCAUGCCGGCCAAUGCCUUCUAUCCCGUCAGCGAGAAUCUCUUCCAUCAGUACCGACUUCAAGGUGCCGUCGGCGUCGGUGGCUACUACACGGAUUAUCCCCACACGGGUGCACCCGCCUCGGCUUAUGUGGCCAAUGGUUUCCUCUCCUACGAUGGCUAUGCCAUUGCCUCCAAGGCGGACGACAAGUGGCAGGAGACGGGCAAAUACUACAGUGGCUAUAGCAGUGGCUACGGCAGCCCCACAUCCACACCACAGCAGAUUCCUUUAAAGACGCCCAAAUCAUCGCCGCAGGUCAUGGAGGUAAUCUCUUGCUCCUCGGAUGGUCCCUCGCCCGUGGCCGGUGGUGCCACUUCCAACGGCAGCAGUGGUGUGCAACCCAAAGUGGAGCUGGGAGCAGCAGCAACCGCAGCAGCAGCAGCAGCAACUGAUCCCUACGAGCGUCAGACAGUGCUCAUGUGGGGCACCACCCAGUCCAGUGGUGUGCCGUUAAACAGCCGCAUUGCAGCCACUGCUGGUGGCUCGCCGCAGCGCACCACGCCCCUCUCCAAUGGCUUAAGCUAUGCCAACAACAACAACAACAAUGAGCAGGAAGCGGCAACAGCGGCCAAAUGGAAUGGCAACAAGGAGCUGACUGGGAAAUCAACAAGCGCUGGCACUCCCGAAAGCUAUCAGCUGCAACACGAUGACUCUGGCCUCUACUCGGCCUCCUCGCACACCACAUCGCCCCAGCAACAGCAGCAGCAGCAACAGCAGCAACAACAGGCGCAUGCAACACGUGGCAACAUUGGCUCCAAUGUUAGCAACUCCAGCAAUUCUGUAGCAGCACACACUGCACCAGGCAGCGAGCACCACGUUCACGCGCAACCUCAGCUGCCACCCAGUUGCGCCGCCGCCGUCAGCAACCACCAACAGCAACAGCAACAACAGCAACCGCUUCACGCUCAUCCACAUGCACCACACACGCACUAUCACCACCACCACCACCAUCACCAUCAUCCGCACCACCAUCAUGCGGCGGCGAUUCUAAUGACCACUCAACAACAGCAGCAGCAGCAACAGCAGCAACAGUUGGUGGCAGGAUACCCGCUGCACCACCAUCAUCAGGUGGAGUCACCGCCCAACUGUCGCACAUCGCCAACGCUGCCGGCGGUAAGCAGCCUGCUCAGCGGUGCAGCGGAUGCUGUUGCCAUCUCGCCCUAUCAGCAACUGGCGAUUGUCUCCACGACAGCAGCAGCAGCAACACCGCUGAUCCUUUGCUCCGAUGAAUCGCUGCAGGUGCUCAGUGGAGCCACAUCGAGUGGUGCUGCACGUGGUGCACGGAAAGCAGCAAAGCUGCAGCAGCAACACCAGCAGCAACACCAGCAGCAACAUCAUCAGCAGAACCAACAACAUCAGCCAAAUUACCAGCAACAUCACACACAACAUCUGCUCUAUCCGGCCAACAUAACGGCGCACACGGCUCUUGCCUAUGCCCCGCCCCCUGUUAGUGCUGCUGGCGCCUAUAUCGAUGGCAGUCCGCUGCUUUCCUUCUCGGAGGUGACAAACACGCUGCUGAACCAGUAGGAAUC
This is a messenger RNA of Drosophila innubila, 3122 nucleotides long. It is a transcript of the gene ss, whose product is annotated as circadian locomoter output cycles protein kaput. Gene Ontology annotation, cellular component: aryl hydrocarbon receptor complex; nucleus. The coding region runs from base 1 to 3117 and encodes 1038 amino acids. NCBI's taxonomy places the organism in Eukaryota, Metazoa, Arthropoda, Insecta, Diptera, Drosophilidae. Gene Ontology annotation, biological process: regulation of transcription by RNA polymerase II. The transcript has 10 exons. Gene Ontology annotation, molecular function: protein dimerization activity; transcription cis-regulatory region binding; nuclear receptor activity. The record is from RefSeq and is a predicted model, not a curated record.